Onychostruthus taczanowskii (white-rumped snowfinch) is the source of this 1473-nucleotide messenger RNA. Its product is annotated as solute carrier family 2, facilitated glucose transporter member 11-like. Bases 1 to 1473 code for a protein of 490 amino acids. The record is from RefSeq and is a predicted model, not a curated record. The transcript has 11 exons. Gene Ontology annotation, biological process: monosaccharide transmembrane transport. Gene Ontology annotation, molecular function: hexose transmembrane transporter activity. NCBI's taxonomy places the organism in Eukaryota, Metazoa, Chordata, Aves, Passeriformes, Passeridae. Gene Ontology annotation, cellular component: membrane.
AUGAGCUGCAGCCUUUUUCUCCUGGCUUUUGUCCUGGGCAUGACUGGAACCUUCCACUAUGGAUUGCAGGUCUCUAUUAUCAAUUCUCCUGCUGAGUACAUCCAAAGUUUCAUCCAUGACACCUGGCUGAAGAGAUAUGGCUCCUCUCCCAGUGCAGAGAUGAUCACGUUGAUGUGGUCCCUCAUUGUCUCCAUCUACAGCAUCGGUGGGCUCCUGGGCUCCUCAGCUGCUGGCUACUUGUGUGUUCGAUUUGGAAGGAAGAAGGCCAUGCUGCUUUCCAACAUCCCUGCUCUGCUGGGUGCAGCUCUGAUGGGACUCAGCCGGCUGUGUGGAUCUUUUGAGAUGAUCAUUGCUGGAAGGUUAUUUUCUGGAGUCUGUGGAGGUUUGACUCAGAAUGUCCAUAUCAUGUAUGCCGGGGAGUGUGCUCCACGGAAGCUGCGUGGGCUGAUUGCCAUAACAGCUGCUACCUUCUCUGCUCUUGGAAAAUUUGUAGGAUUUGUUCUGGGUCUCAGAGAAGUUCUUGGAGUGGAGGCUCUCUGGCCCAUUCUGCUGGCAGCCAAUGCAGUCCCUGUCCUUGUUCAGUUUCUCACCCUCCCCUUCUUCCCAGACUCUCCCCGCUACCUGCUCAUUGACCAAAAGGACAAGGAGGCAUGCAUCAAAGCUGUGAAGCAGCUCUGGGGGGAUGGGGACCAUCUGGCUGAAAUAAAUGACAUGAUGUCAGAGCAGAGAGCCAUCGGUGGCGAGAAGGCGAAGAGCGUCUGGGACCUGCUGCGGGACAGAGCCGUGCGCUGGCAGCUCAUCACUCUGUUCCUCGUGGUCUCCUGCAUCCAGCUCAUCGGGGCCAAUGUGGUUUACUCUUAUGCAUACAGUAUCUUUACAAAGGCUGGAAUCCCCCCUGCUCAAACCCAUUAUGUCUCCCUGGGGAUUGGGACCACUGAGAUCCUCUCCACAGUUCUGUGUGGCUUCCUCAUCGAGCGUGCGGGGAGGAAGACGCUGCUGUGGAAAAGCUAUGCCGUGAUGGCCUUGGCUCUAGGGCUCCUCACAGCCACACUGUCACUGCAGGACUCCUUUUUCUGGGUACCAUACUGCUCUGUUGCACUUGUCUUUAUUUUCAUCAUGAGCUUUGGCAUUGGGCCAGGUGGAGUAGUAUGCCCCUUGAUCACUGAAAUAUUUAUUCAGUCAUACAGACCAGCUGCUUAUGUUUUUAAUGGUGUUGUAAACUGGAUCCAACUCUUCCUCCUUGGGCUUGUGUUCCCUUUCAUUGUGGAAGGGCUUGGUAAUUUCUGUUUCAUCAUUUUCCUGACAUAUUGUCUGUCCAUGGCUAUUUUUGUACUGCUGGUGCUGCCAGAGACCAAAGGAAAGACCAUGCUGCAGGUCAAGGAGGAGUUCAACCGCCUGAACUACCGUGGAAAGAAGGGGCAGGCAGCCCUGCAGCAGAGUAACUGCUCAGUGGUGACUGUUACUAGGCUUUAA